UUGGACGAGACUGCAGCAUUAUUUGACGGUAUGGCCGUGGCUCAUCCAUGCCACCAAAAGGAGUGGAAUGAAUGGAAGAGAAAGAUGGAGAACAGGAGGAGGAGACAGUGGAGGGAGAGGGUGAGGCACUGGGCUGAUGCCGUGGAGGACCAUGAAGAAAAGGAAGACGAGGAGGGGAAAGAAGGUGAGGAUAGUGACAGCAGUGAAGAGGAUGAGUGUGAGAAAGGGAAGAGAACCAAAGAAAUAGAAAAAGAGGAUAGUGAUGAAGAGGGGCAAGGAGGUUAUUGUGAGGAAAGACUUGAGGGGAAGCUAAAGGCAGAACAAGACAGGGACACGAUUGAUGAGGAUGAUGGAUUGGAGAUGCAAAAACCAGAGGAAGAUGAGGGGCAGGAAGAUGUUGAAAGAGAAAUGGUGGAAGAGGAAGACGGCGAGGUGUGUGAGGCACAAAAGAUCGAGACAUACGACGAUGGUCUGAACAGCAGGGCAGACAGUGAGCUGGAUGAGGAGGAACAGAUUGAUUUGGAAGGAGAAAAUGACAGCAUGAGAGAGACUGAGGAGAAUGAGGACAGUCAGGUGGAUAUGAGGCAGAUAGGUGCAGAAAAGCACUCUCAGGAUGAUGAUAGUGAGGGGGAGCAGCAGAUGGAGCAGAGCAGAUGCCAUUUCCAGAGAGAACUCCAAGAUCACACAAGUAGAGAAUAUUUGGCUGAGAAUAUUCAAAAUCACAGCACUCAGGAAGAUGCAAAAUGCAAAGAAGACGACUUUUCAGAUUCAGGGCAAUCGGUUAACAGCGAAGAUUCUGAGACAGAGUCCAAGAAUGAAGAAGAAAAACAGCAUAAUGAGACCCAGGACAAUGAUUCAGAGGAGCUAGAAGGCAAUGACAAUAAGAACCUGAAAAGCUAUAGUGUUCUCUUUGAGGCUUGGACUAUGCAGGACAGGAAUGAAAAGGAUGGGGGUGAAAAGGUGACCGAUAAUGACGAGACAGUCAAAAACUCCUGGGUAACCCAAAAGGAGUUCCAAGAUGAUUGUGAGAAUUUUCUGGAAGGAUUUUCAGAGGCUGAAUGCUCCACCGAUGAAGAAGAAGAAAAAGAAAACGAUGAGGAGGAUGAUAUAAAGAUUUACUGCAAAGAUGAUUACCCCACUAAGAUAUUCCAAACCUUGAAUGAGUUCAAAGACUCUGCCAUUCUCACCGACCUUACUUUGAACGCAGACGAUGGGAAGAGUUUUUGUGUGCACUCCCCAGUCUUGGCUGCCGUCAGCUCCCUCAUUUGCAAAAAUCUCUGUAGAAGCAAAAUGGAAAACAAUCAAAGGGUUCGACAGUGGUCAUUGUCUUUUGGUCCUGAUUUGCAACAGGUUGGUUUGGGGGCCAUUGUGGAGUUUGCCUACACCGGAUUCAUAUCAUGUUUGAACAAAGAUAACAUGGAGCAGAUAAAAGCUGCUGGUCAAAUAUUGGGUGCGCCCCGGGUUCUGGAACUUUGCGUCUGGGAAGAAGAGCAGCUAAUGAAAGCUGCCAGAUCCAAGAGAGAAGAAAUGAUGUCUGCCCAGCAACAACUCACGAUUAGUCUCCAGUUCAUCAAACAUCUGUGGAUGGACAAAGUUGGCUGCGAUGUGAUUCUGGAAGCAGCUGGUGGCUGGCUUCAUGUUCACAGAGUUGUACUGGCUGCCAGUAGCGACUACUUCCGUGGAAUGUUCACCUUGGGCAUGAAGGAGUCCCAUCAGCUUUGCGUGAGCCUUCCAUUACUGCUGGCUUCAGAACUGGAGGUUUUAAUCUGUAGUUCCUACAGCGGCACUCUCCCCAUCAACUGGACAAACGUCUUUGAGAUCACCACCACUGCUCUGCAACUCCAGUACCAACCUGCCCUCUCCCUGUGCUUUAACUUCCUUCUGAGAGAAAUCAAUCCCAAAACCUGCUUGGAUGUGAUAUCUUUCGCCCAGGCCUAUGAAAUAAGACAUCUUCUUGAGUUUGCUGAUGAUUUUGUCCUGCGCCAAUUCCAAAAGGUGGCGUGUACUUCAAAGUUCAAGGACCUGCCAGCUAAACAGCUCCUUAAAUACCUAAGCAGUCACUCGCUCUGUGUUCCCUCCGAGCUUGUUGUAUUCAGUGCGGUGGUUGCAUGGAUUCAAGCAAAGCCCAGAACACGUCUUGGACUGGCAAAAGACCUCAUGAAAAAAGUUUACUUUCCACUGAUGACUUUUAAGGAAUUCCAAGAGGUCCGGUCCCAUGAUAUUUGGUCUGAUAACAGCUUGACAGAACUUUAUGAAGCAGUCUUUGAAAACUUCUGCUCCAGCGACACUGCUCAGCACAGCCGGAUCUAUCUGCCAAAGGAGAGUUUGGUCCUGACUGGAGGCGAUCAUAUCUCUGAGGACCUGAGCAACCGUAGUAUCAGCCGCGAGGUGUGGUUUGGAAACUCCUUGAGAAACCACGAAGGGAUAAAAAAGGCAAUGGAGUGGAGAAGGUUGGGAGAGAUGCCAGAGGCAGCUAGGUUUACCCAUGAGGUGGCUGUGCUCCAUGGACAACUAUACGUUUUUGGAGGCAAGAAGUAUUACGGUACUUAUGACACCUUGAACUCUGUUCACAGGUAUGACCCCCAUCGAAACAACUGGGAGGCCUUGAGUGAAAUGCAGGAGAAGAGAUGCUCCUUCUCAGUGGCCAUAUUGGAUGGAAAAAUAUAUGCUAUUGGUGGACUCUGUGAGCCAGAUCAUAUAGAGAGUGUGGAAUCAUAUUGUCCCAAUACAAACACUUGGAGUUUCACCUGGCCCUUGGAUUUACCUCUGAGCGGGCAUGUAGCCAAAGUUGCGCAAGAGCAAAUCUUCAUCUCAGGAGGGCGAAAUGGCGACUACCUGUGUCUUUCAUCCAUGUUUCGGUACCAGCCGGACAUGGGAAGCACCUACAUGGCAAACAUGAGCAACCCACGAGCUCUUCACUGCAUGGAGAGUCUGGGUGACUGCCUUUACGUAGCCGGUGGAAUCACCACCCACGAUAACAUGAUCGUCAUUGACCAGCUCACUUGUGAGAUGUACAACCCGACUCAGGAUUCUUGGACUUGCUUGGCGCCUCUGCCGUUACCACACGUUGGAGCGGGAAGCGCGAUCCUGGAGGGAAAGUUUUAUGUGCUGGGUGGAUACAGCCAGGAGAACUACAGUGACACAAAACUGGUCCAUAGGUAUGAUGCCACCACAAACAAAUGGGAGAACAUGGGGAAAAUGCCCGGGCCAAACAACGACUUACGAGCAUGUGUGCUGUGUUUGCCUCAGCAUGUCCGACUGUAA
Molecule: messenger RNA, 3264 nt
Organism: Menidia menidia (Atlantic silverside)
Lineage: Eukaryota; Metazoa; Chordata; Actinopteri; Atheriniformes; Atherinopsidae
Source: the annotation of a GenBank genome assembly